ACAUUUUACCUGAUUCUAAACAAUUUCGGAUUUAUCCGAUUUUCGUCCGGUCCAGUCCUAAAUCCAAAACUCUAUUUUAGGAGGUCUGGUGUCCGGUCCUGAAUCAAUCGGUCCGGACCAGACCGAACAAUUCAGGUCCGGUUCCGAACCGGAUUCAGGUUCCAAUCCAUUUCUGCACACCCCUGGCCCUACUAGCUAGAGAGUCGGUAUAAGAUAGAACCCAUAAACCCUAAUUUGUUUUCCUCCUUCAAAACCCAAAUUAAAUUUUUUCGACAUUUCGCAACCAAAACCCUAAAACAUGAGGGACAGAGAUGACUACAGAUUUCUCAGACUAGCUGAUGCAAUGACGGCUUUGAAUCAGAAAGUUAACCUAAUCGGCAUUAUCACCGAGUACGGAGCUCCUACUCGAAGCAGAGGGACAGAUUGGUUUUGUUCAUUGAGAAUUGUGGAUGAGUCACAUAAUAUCCGUGGGCUUUUAGUUAAUAUCUUUGCUGAAACUCAAGAGAAGCUUCCUCAGGCUGAGGCAUCUGGAGAUAUUAUUCAACUUUUCCACGUUAUGAUGAAAAUUCAUAAGAUGGAAACCUAUGCCCUUUACAACAAAAAGUUCUCUUCAUUUGCUCUCUACGAAGGAAAAUAUGGUGGAAGCUGUAAUCCCUAUAAAAUUUCUUCCAAGUUUCAGCCUAGAAACCAAGACAUGACAUAUGUGGUUAGUUUAAGAAAAUGGGUAGAGAGUUUCCAGCUCGAUACAGUAUCAAACAAUUCUGUGUUGCUGAGGCAUAUCAAGGAAGGACAAUGUUAUUGUUAUGAUCUGGUUUGCAAGAUUUUGCACAUAUCUCAAGUCAAUCAAGAUGAGUGGAUGCUGUUUGUUUGGGAUGGUAGUGAUGCUCCGCCACUUCAACUUCAAUCUGAGCUAGAAACAGAAAAGGAUCAUUCACUUCCACUGCAGUUGGAACCUCAGCCUUUGGCCAGGGAGGCCUUGUGUAAAUUUCCAACCAUUGGAACAAUAUUGAGAGUCUCUGUUAACCAAAGAAAUGUCAAGCUUAAUAUUCCUUCAUUGAGUCCUGGUAGAUGGGUAAAAUUUAUCAACCUAAUGCUUAAGGUACAUGAAGGAUUGUGGUUUGGUGUCCUAAAUUCAUCAACAAAAGUUCGUUUUGUACCAAUUGAAGACGUCAUGGUUGUAGAGCGCCAAAGGGAUUUUGAAAAGCGGUUAUCUUCUAAGUUUGACCGGAUGCCAUUUACAAGCUUUCCUUGGCCUAUACGUAUUACAGAAGUUGAUGAUGAAGUUGAAGAUGUACCACUUGUCACACUAAUGGACAUUAUGACGUAUCAGCAGGCGACAGGAAAAUAUAAGUGUAUUGUUCGGGUUGUAGCAGCACUUCCAUGGACUGUUAAAGACUUUCGCUCUCCAGAUGGGACCUACCGGGUCCGGCUUACUUUAGAGGACCCUACUGGAAGAAUUCAUGCUUAUUUGUAUGCUGAGGAUGGGAAAGUGUUUUUUGAAGGUUAUCCCCCUUUGGAUGCAUUGAUUCGGAAGUGGAAUACAUUGCUUGGUGUUGCUGAAGAUGGUGGUGGUGGUGUAAUUAAGAAUGCUCCAAGAAAUCCUCCGUGGGUGCUUUGCUGUAUCAAAUCAUAUUAUCUUAACAAAAAUGAUGUCUGGGGAAGUAGGAAGUUCCGGAUCUUCGAUACCAAGCUAGUAUGCUGAAGGUGGUCUGGACUGUGAGCCAGUGAUGCUGUUUUUUGUUUAUGAGUUCUUGCUUAACCAAAUCAAGCUUUUACCUGGUCAUUGUAAAUUUCUGUACAUAGUGCAUGUAAAAUGGCUAAACUUGAGCAGUUGAGCUUCUUUUGUACAUUCUGAUAGUCAUCGGAAUAUGGCCGAGGCUGCUGUUAAGCUAGUUUGCAUUGGAUUCAUGUCAUCAA
Messenger RNA from Spinacia oleracea (spinach), 1917 nucleotides. Its product is annotated as protection of telomeres protein 1b. The coding region runs from base 299 to 1702 and encodes 467 amino acids. Gene Ontology annotation, molecular function: G-rich strand telomeric DNA binding; telomerase inhibitor activity. The record is from RefSeq and is a predicted model, not a curated record. The transcript has 10 exons. Gene Ontology annotation, biological process: regulation of telomere maintenance via telomerase; telomere capping. Gene Ontology annotation, cellular component: chromosome, telomeric region; nuclear telomere cap complex. NCBI's taxonomy places the organism in Eukaryota, Viridiplantae, Streptophyta, Magnoliopsida, Caryophyllales, Amaranthaceae.